Mycetomoellerius zeteki is the source of this 1026-nucleotide messenger RNA. Its product is annotated as fatty acid synthase. The transcript has 5 exons. Lineage: Eukaryota; Metazoa; Arthropoda; Insecta; Hymenoptera; Formicidae. Gene Ontology annotation, biological process: fatty acid biosynthetic process. Gene Ontology annotation, molecular function: fatty acid synthase activity. The annotation marks the transcript as partial. The record is from RefSeq and is a predicted model, not a curated record.
AACCUGCUAUUCGGUCGGCUUGGCGUUUUGUCACCUACUGGUUAUUGCAGACCAUUUGAUUCAGCUGCUAACGGUUAUUCGCGUAGUGAAACAGUGGCAGUGAUAUACCUCCAAAAAGCGAAAAAUGCAAAGAGGAUUUAUGCCAUAUGUCCGCAUAUUAAACUAAAUAGUGAUGGUUACAAAGAAGAAGGAAUAACAUAUCCUUCAUCACAAAUGCAAUAUACCUUACUAAAGGAAUUUUACGAAGAGUGCAAAAUACCGACAUCUUGUUUGGAUUAUGUCGAAGCACAUGGUACCGCUACCAUAGCUGGCGAUCCUCCAGAAAUUAAUGCUAUCUAUAAUGCUUUUUGUAAAAAUAGAAAAACUCCAUUCAUGGUUGGCUCUGUAAAAUCCAAUCUCGGUCAUACUGAACCCGCAAGUGGUUUCAAUCAGAUCGCUAAGGCAAUAAUAGCACUCGAAACCGGCUUUGUUCCACCAAAUAUCAAUUAUACAUCGCCAAGGAAUGAUAUAGAUGCCUUGAUAAAUGGAACUGUUCGUGUCAUCCAAGAACCAAUGUCACUUCAAAAUGGUUACGUAGGAAUUAAUAGUUUCGGUUUUGGGGGAUCCAAUGUUCAUGUGUUAUUAAAGUGGAAUGAUAAACUGAAAAUAAAUAAUGGAAUACCAAAUGAUGACUUACCCAGACUUGUCCUAUUAUCUGGACGCACUGAAGAAUCAGUGAAAUUGUUUUUAAAUGACAUUGUUAACCAUCAAAUAGAUGUAGAAUAUAUUCGCUUAUUACAUGAUAUCCAUACAGACAAUAUAAACGGUCAUCCAUGGAGAGGGUACAUUAUACUGAAUUCUUUCCAACAAGAUUCAAUAAAAGAAAUUCAAAAUUGUGAACGCAUGAAUAGACCUGUUUGCUUUUUAUUUUCAGCCUUGGGUUCUCAAUGGCCAGGAAUGGAACAAUGCCUUCUUGUGUACCAAUCUUCAGGAGAUCCAGCUACACUAUCUAAAAUUGGUGUUAGAAGCCAUGGUUGUGAUGGAUAA